GCUGCGGUGCGUUGCGCGCAGGCUGGAGAGAGAUGACAAGAGCCCCGCGGAACUGGCCAGACAAACAUGGAUCUCCGUAAAACGCUGAUAUCGGUGCUUUGGAUAUUAUUGCUGAACCAAGUGGAAGACUGUCACGCUGAAGAAGUGGUGCUGCUGAACUCUAAAGAGACUCAGGCUGAGCUGGGCUGGACGUCAUAUCCCCCCAAUGGAUGGGAGGAGAUAAGUGGUGUAGAUGAGAAGUACAAGCCUAUCCGGACAUACCAGGUGUGCAACGUGAUGGAGCCCACGCAGCAGAACAACUGGCUGCAGACCGGCUGGGUGGCGCGCCGAGGCGGCCAGCGCAUUUUCGUGGAGCUCCAGUUCACGCUGCGCGACUGCAACAGCAUCCCCGGCGUUGCAGGUACCUGCAAAGAGACCUUCAACCUCCUCUACGUUGAGUCGGACAGGGACCUCGGGGGUGUGACCCGAGAGGACCGCUACACCAAGAUCGACACCAUUGCUGCUGAUGAGAGCUUCACUCAGGGCGACCUCGGUGAGAGGAAGAUGAAGCUGAACACGGAGGUGCGUGAGAUCGGCCACCUCAACCGCAAGGGCUUCCACCUGGCGUUCCAGGACGUCGGCGCCUGCGUGGCCCUGGUGGCCGUGCGGGUGUACUACAAACGCUGCCUCGCCACCGUCCAGAACCUGGCAGUGUUCCCCGACACGGUGGCUGAGGCGGCCUUCGCCACGCUGGUAGAGGUGCGCGGCACCUGCGUCAACAACUCUGAAGUUGACACAGACAGCCCUCCCAGGAUGCAUUGCAGUGCUGAAGGGGAAUGGCUGGUGCCCAUUGGGAAGUGCAGCUGCAGCGCCGGCUACGAGGAGGGACACAGCAGCUGUGAAGCGUGUCCCCCUGGAUCUUACAAGAUGUCCUCCAGGCAGCAGGAGUGUUUCCCCUGCCCAGCCAACAGUGUCGCAGACGAGGAAGGAUCUGUGUCGUGUGUGUGUGAGGAGGACCACUUCAGGACCCCCUUGGACACUCCCUCAGCACCGUGCACACGGCCCCCUUCCCCUCCUAGAGAUUUGGUCUACACCCUGAAGCAGUCCACCCUGAUCCUGGAGUGGGCGGCACCAUCCGACACAGGUGGCCGGGUGGAUCUGACCUACAGCGUGGGUUGCCGGCGGUGUCUCGGGAGGCAGUGCGAGCCGUGUGGAGCAAGUGUCGGCUUCGUCCCUCAGCAGGUCGGCCUGACGGAAAGAACGGUGACCGUGGUCAACCUCCUUCCCAACACCAACUACACGUUCACUGUGGAGGCCUUAAACGGAGUGUCAGAGCUGCUGCCCAACAAGAGGUUCUACACACAGGUCAACGUGUCAACAAGCCUUCCUGCACCAUCUCUGAUCAGUGAGCUGCGAGCGGAGAAGAUCGAGCAGAAGAGUAUAACUCUGGUGUGGAGGGAGCCUGCCUACCCAAACAGCAGCCGUACUGAAUAUGAGGUCAAAUAUUAUGAGAAGGAACAAAAGGAUCAGAGUUAUUCCACUGUGAAGACCGCCGCCACGCGGAUCAGUGUCAACAACCUCAAACCUGGCACCACAUAUGUCUUCCUCAUCCGCUCCUCCUCGCCGCCGCCCAUCGACUACGGAGCGUACAGCGCUCCCCUGGAGCUGCAGACACUUGGCGAGUUGGCACUGGCGUCCAGUGAACAGAACCCAGUGGUGAUCAUUGUCGUCGUGUCCGUUGCCGCCCUCAUCAUGCUGCUCUCCAUGGGAGUCGGACUGCUCAUCUGGAGGAGACAAUGCGGCUACAGCAAAGCUUCUCAAGAGGGAGACGAGGAACUUUACUUCCAGUUUAAGAUCCCAACACGGAGGACCUACAUUGACCCAGAGACCUGUGAGGACCUGCUGCAGGCCGUACACGCCUUUGCCAAGGAACUGGACAACUCCAGCAUCAAGAUAGAGAGAAUUGUGCACACAGGCGACUUUGGCGAGGUGUGUCGUGGCUGCCUGAAGCUGCCCAGUAAGAGAGAGCUGCCAGUGGCCAUAAAGACGUUAAGGGCCGGCUGCUCCGACAAACAGCGUCGCUCCUUCCUCAGUGAAGCUGGCAUCCUGGGACAGUUUGACCACUCCAAUAUCAUCCGACUGGAGGGCGUCAUCACCACCGGUAACACCAUGAUGAUCGUGGUGGAGAGCAUGUCUAACGGAGCCUUAGAUUCCUUCCUUAGGAAACACGAGGGCCAGCUGAGUGUAAUGCAGCUGAUGGAUAUACUGACUGGAGUGGCAUCAGGGAUGAAGUACCUCACUGAAAUGGGCUUCGUCCACAAACGGCUGGCUGCACACAAGGUGCUGGUGAACUCCAACCUGGGCUGCAAGGUGUCCGGCUUCAGACCUCUUCAGGAGGACAAGAUAGAGGCUAUCUACACCACACUGCACGGAGGGAAGAGCGUGGUGCUGUGGACCGCUCCAGAGGCCAUCCAGUACCACCGCUUCUCCUCUGCCUCAGAUGUCUGGAGCUUUGGCAUCGUCAUGUGGGAGGUCAUGUCCUAUGGAGAGAGACCCUACUGGGAUAUGGGCAACCAGGAUGUGAUAAAGGCCAUUGAGGACGGCUUCAGGCUGCCGGCGCCGGUUAACUGCCCUCCACAUCUCCAUCAGUUGAUGCUGGACUGUUGGCAGAAGGAGAGGACAGAGAGGCCCAGCUUCAGCCAGAUCCACUCAGCCCUCAGCAAGAGCAUUCGCUCCCCUGAUGGUAUCGGUUCCUCCACACUGGCACGCAGGUAUGGUCUACAGGCCCAUUCAUCCAUUACACUAGCAGAAAGGCCUCUCCCCUCCUUCCCAUCCUUUAACUCAGUAGGAGAGUGGCUGGACGCAGUGGACAUGGGCCGAUACAAGGACAACUUCACUGCUGCAGGGUACUGCUACUUGGAGUCUGUGGCACGAAUGACUGUACAAGACGUACUGAGCCUUGGCAUCACUUCCCUAGAGCACCAGAAGCUGAUACUGGCUGCCAUCCAGACCCUCAGAGCCCAGGUCAUCCAAAUGCAUGGCCGCGGUGUGCAGGUCUAACAGACAGUCGACGCACACGCCGAGUCUCACGCUGCUGCAGACAGAUGAUUGGGUGGAGAAGAGGAGGGGCAGAGAGAGAGUGAGAGAGAGAGAGAGCUCUUCCAGACUUAAGGAAAGAUGAGCAGAUCUUUCAGCAAACCGCACUCCUCUAUUUACUCCUCCUUUCCACAGUUCCUCAUGCCUUCCUUGAUCCCUUCCUUCCUUUUUUCUAUGAAUUCCGCUCAGAGAGGAGCAAAUGUUCCUGUUGUGAUUGGGGGGGACAGCAGAGGAGUGAUGUCAUUUGACUAUUUUUGUGUGUGUCCUCUAUCUGCACUUUGACCUUCAGUAACUGUGUCAGCUCCAUCUCACUGGUUCUGGAUCAGUGUGUUAAGUCAAAUGAAAUAUUGUCUCCAGCAGGACGGGCUCUGUCUGAGGCUGCGGGAGAUAUACUGCGCGGCAAACACACACACAGUUAUGGACUAGUGCUCAAAGAAACAUUUAUGUUUUGGGUGGAAUUUCCCUUUACCACAACAUCAAUUCACUAAAAACAAUGUACUGUAAGAGGCAGGAACUAUUUUACUUGGCCUUGGAUCAAAUAACUCUCUCCUCAGAACUGGCACAGCUGAUUUCACAUCAAACUGGAACUUAUUUACUACGAGGACACAGAAUCAUAUCAUUGUACAUCAGAGCUGAUCUCAUGUCAGGUGGUUAAAGGAAUAUUUCUGAAGGUUAAACAUGGCUGGAAUGUAACCUAAAGUUUCAGAGCAGGAGCUUGAGAAGACUGUGCUGUCACAUGUUAAACAGUAAGCAUAGAAGAGCUGGAUGAAUGAAAAGGUCUAGCGUACUGUAUAGCCCUAUAUACAGUAUAUAAAGUGUGAGCGACGGUAAGUUGUGGGUGAUGAUGGACUGUACUUUCAGAAACAUCAGCCCUUUUUUGUUUUUCUUUGAGGCUACUGAUGGUGAAACAAACGCAGCAGGAUACAAAGGGUUGAACACGUGUUUGAUUGUUGACUCAUUUGUCAUACGUCGCUGUCUGUUUUGCUACUUUCUUUACUCCCUCUAUCUUUCUCGACUCCUCCGUGCUCUCCACUUUUUUUCUUUGUGCAUUUAAAAGCAUCUAGUUCCCCUCCACUAGCCUGCUGGGUGUCAUCUCGGUAACAUAAUCCUCCUCUCCAAAGGCUCUCUCACUACCAUGUUUAAUACUCUGUAUAGGACUCAGGCCAACUCUGGAAGAUGGCCUGAUUCACUUAUUUAUCCAUAUUUAUUUAUGUUUACAGACUGUAACAAAAACCU
Molecule: messenger RNA, 4311 nt
Organism: Seriola dumerili (greater amberjack)
Lineage: Eukaryota; Metazoa; Chordata; Actinopteri; Carangiformes; Carangidae
Product: ephrin type-A receptor 7-like
Exons: 19
Coding region: 67-3039 (990 amino acids)
Biological process (GO): axon guidance; protein phosphorylation; cell surface receptor protein tyrosine kinase signaling pathway
Cellular component (GO): neuron projection; plasma membrane
Molecular function (GO): ATP binding; protein binding; transmembrane-ephrin receptor activity
Source: RefSeq, a predicted model, not a curated record